Molecule: messenger RNA, 1050 nt
Organism: Frankliniella occidentalis (western flower thrips)
Lineage: Eukaryota; Metazoa; Arthropoda; Insecta; Thysanoptera; Thripidae
Product: endocuticle structural glycoprotein SgAbd-2-like
Exons: 2
Coding region: 1-420 (139 amino acids)
Cellular component (GO): chitin-based extracellular matrix
Molecular function (GO): structural constituent of chitin-based larval cuticle
Source: RefSeq, a predicted model, not a curated record
AUGACGAACUCUGUUUGGCAGGUCGCAGCGGUAGCCCUGUGCGCGGCGGCGGUGUUGGGGGCGCCGCAGAGGCCCCAGGACCAGCAGGCCGUCAUCUCACGCCUGGACUCGGACAUCAGUCCGGACGGCUCCUUCACCUACACGUACGAGACGAGCAACGGCAUCCGUGCGGACGCCCGCGGACAGCAGGUGGGGCCCGAGUCGCUCUCGGUGCAGGGCCAGUUCUCGUACACGGCAGACGACGGCACCCCCAUCCAGCUGCAGUACCUGGCCGACGAGAACGGCUUCCAGCCGCAGGGGGCGCACCUGCCCACGCCGCCGCCCAUCCCCGAGGCCAUCCUCAAGUCCAUCGAGUUCAACAGGCAGAACCCUGAGCCCCAGGAGGGCCAGCCGCCCGCAGCCGGCAGGCGCUUCGGCUGAAUGCAACCCCCGUCAGCACACCGUCAUCGCACCAGGCCUCCUGCGGCCGGCUAACUCAACUGCCACGCGAACGAACGCCGCCCGCUUCCCGUCUUAGCAAGCUGUCCUGGACACGAAGUAGACGUCAUUCGACCAACGUCUGUGUCGCCACCUCGGAUACGGCCUUCUUUAGCUCAACCACAUGUGUUCGGUCGAGGAGGUGUACAAUGUGUGAGAACCUUACUCCGACGUGGCGACGGAGACCCAGAGGGAUCAUGUUCGCUUCCCUGAAACAGGCCGAGAGAGAAAAAAAUAAAGCACGACAUUGAAAACUGUGAUAGGCUAAAUGGAGUAACAAAGGCAAUACAUAAGCAUAACUUUAUUCUCGAUUUCCACAUUUUCAAAAUCAUUACGCUUAUUUCCAUAGAUAAUAUGGCAGCACAGCCAAUUCUUGGACCAAGCUUAAUUUUGUUGAGAAUUUGGGAGUUGGGAACACAGUUUACUGUGUGUGUAAUGACAACGUGAUCUCUAGCGCGGACUGAUUUGUAAAUACUAAAAGUUUCUCGCGUAACAGCACAUGUAUUCUGUUCCGGUCGAAGGGUUCUGUCCGAAAUGUCUCUCGAGUGGUACAGUAAAAUGAUAAAGAACUAA